This is a messenger RNA of Vicia villosa (hairy vetch), 1464 nucleotides long. Its product is annotated as protein RMD5 homolog. Lineage: Eukaryota; Viridiplantae; Streptophyta; Magnoliopsida; Fabales; Fabaceae. Bases 156 to 1313 code for a protein of 385 amino acids. Gene Ontology annotation, cellular component: nucleus; cytoplasm; GID complex. Gene Ontology annotation, biological process: proteasome-mediated ubiquitin-dependent protein catabolic process. Gene Ontology annotation, molecular function: ubiquitin protein ligase activity. The record is from RefSeq and is a predicted model, not a curated record. The transcript has 2 exons.
UUAAUUUUGGCACGUGUGACCGGUAACCACCCGAUUUAGUCGAACUCGCACGCUUGCAAAGCCUCUUCCUCCGUUCUCGUCGUCUCUUCAUCCUCAAACCGCACUCUCCUCCGUUCUCUCUCACUCUUUCAGGAGCUUGUAAUCUGAACACAAAGAUGGAGCUUAAUAGCAUCAAAGAUGCCUUUGACCGUGUGGCUAAGAAGCAAAAGUUAUGUUCUUCCAAGUCUCAAGAAACUGUUGACCAGGUAGGGAAUGAAAUUGAGCAGGCAUUGGCAACACUUCAGUCACCUCAGGAUCCUUCAAUUCCAGCUGACCAGAAAUCCGUUCUUACAGAACUUAAGUCAAAGCUCAAUGCUAUUGGGUCACUUCAACAGUUAGAAGGACCGCAUAAGGAAUUGAACUCAAGUCUUGCCAAGUAUCAAAAACUUCUUGAAAAAUCGUUAAACACUGACAUCUCAAAGGCAUACCGAAACGUGGACUUUGAUACUCAUAUCAUCAAUCAGAUCAUUGCAAGCCACUUUUACCGUCAAGGUUUAUUUGAGAUUGGAGAUAACAUCAUAAACGAGGCUGGGGAGCCUAAUGUGACUGCACUUAGAUCUCAAUUUUUGGAAAUGCACCAGGUUAUUGAAGCCAUGAGGGGUAGAAACCUUCAGCCUGCUCUCACAUGGGUCUCUGCCAAUAGUGAAAAACUUGCCCAGAUUGGUUCCAAUCUUGAACUUAAGGUUCACACACUGCAGUAUGUAGAGCUUGUCCAAAACGGAACCCAAGCUGAUGCCCUAAAAUAUUCCCGAACUUAUCUUGCUCGUUUUGCUGAGACCCACAAGGAUGACUUCCAAAAGCUCAUGGGUUGCCUCAUUUAUAUAAAAAGGCUUCAGAACUCCCCUUAUUCUGAACUGCUGUCCCCAAUUCAUUGGGAGACGACAACUGAAGAGCUCGCACGACAGUUCUGCUCUCAUAUGGGGCUGUCCUAUGAGAACCCUCUGAGUAUGGUAUUUGCAGCUGGAGUUGAAGGGUUACCCACACUGUUAAAGCUGGCAAAUGUAAUGGCUGCAAAGAAGCAAGAAUGGCUGGAAAUGAAACAGUUGCCAGUACCUGUAGAAUUAGGUAAAGAAUUUCAGUUCCAUUCGAUUUUCGUUUGCCCCGUGAGUAGAGAUCAAGGCAGCGAAGAGAAUCCUCCAAUGCUCCUGCCAUGUUUACACGUCCUUUGCAAGCAAUCAAUUAUGAAGUUAUCAAAAAACAGCACCCGCACAUUCAAGUGUCCGUAUUGUCCAUCCGAAACUACAGUUUCAAACUGCAGACAAGUGUAUUUCUGACAAUACAAUGUCUGCACACUUCUCUCAUAUUUAUUACAUUCGCAAAGUACAACACCUAUAACUUUCUGGUUGUAUAUAUAGAUAUUCUAAAUUAUCUUUUGCAUUCGACAAGACCAAUGCGUGAAUAAAAAUCGAAAGAACUUGUUGAUAA